AUGUUAAUCGACAAAGCGAAAGUCACUUCCGAUUAUGGCUCUUUCGGUGGUCAAAGAAAAAACAUCUUUGCCAUUUAUGCCGUCUGCUUUUUGUACGUUCUAGUGGUCGUUUUGUUUGUUUUUAAUUUUCUUACCAUAACUAAGGUAAAAGUGUUGGAAAACGAAGUGGAAACUCUCAAACAAACCCUUUAUAACGUGAAACUGUUUGAUGAUAAUCUUAUCAAGGAGAUGAUUGGGUUUGAGGAUGAAGAAGAUAUCGAAGUCUACGACAGUGAAGAAGAGCCUCAAAUAGUAGUGUCCGAUGAUUUAUUAGAAUACGAAUACGACGAAGACCCAAACCCCGACAACGACACCAACAUAGCAAAUGAUAGCUACUUUUUAAAAUUGAUGCAAAGACUUAAUCUGACAACUACCAGCGAUGACAAGUACCAAUCAGCUGCCAAUUUGACAAAAGAUGCAACUUCACCGACGAGAUCUAAAAGAAGUGUUAUAGCAGCUACUGACGAUGGUGUGAUUAUAAACAGUGAGUCUUACGCUGAAAGAAGAGCGAAGAAUCUUAGUUCAAGGUAUACACUUAAAGGAGGAUCAGUUACACAGUAUCCUGCUAGACCAUCGUCCAUAGGGUCUCCUUGGCCUGUGUAUCCGUAUCCCUAUCCUUCAACGCCUUCCUAUAAUAGGGCCAGCACUAAUACAAGACGGACAACGAAAACUCCCAAUGUAUUCUCAAGACGGUCAAGGGUAAAACACCAUGAGGAUGGCAGCCGCCCUUUCAGGAGGGUGGUGAAGGUAUCGAACUUGAAGCAAAUGGGAUCUUAUAUGGACUCAUAUGAAGAUUCGUCCACAUCUAGCCCAGACUUUACAAUUGUUAGAGACACAGGCUUCACUAAAAGAAGACGACAACUCAAACCUUUAGCGUCCGCCCAUUUUAACGGCGAUACUUCAAGCUAUGUGUAUGGUCAACAUCCUAAUUAUCUAGGAAAUGGGCAUCUAAGACAUCCUCACAGUCGAUUUAUAGACUGGAAAGCAGCUAGUUGGGUACGUUCUUUGGGAAUGGACUCUCACUUCACCUUAAAUAACGGAUAUCUCACUAUUAAAGACUCUGGACUGUAUUUGGUCUAUUCCCAAGUGUACUAUCUGGAUGAGCACGAUGUUACUGGCUACAGAGUGCUCAAGAACGACCAAAUGAUCUUCCAAUGCACUAACACCAUCCACUCCACAGAGAGAAAACUCAGAGGCAACACAUGUUUCACAGCGGGUGUGGAACACUUUUCAGCUAACGAUAAACUCUCCAUUGAGGAUAUAACCGAAGGAAUGCUUUCAAAAUUCGAAACUGGCAAAUCGUUCUUUGGAGUCAUCAAGUUGGGGGAUGCGAGAAUUUAA
Molecule: messenger RNA, 1380 nt
Organism: Diabrotica balteata
Lineage: Eukaryota; Metazoa; Arthropoda; Insecta; Coleoptera; Chrysomelidae
Source: the annotation of a GenBank genome assembly